Messenger RNA from Staurois parvus, 362 nucleotides. The record is from the annotation of a GenBank genome assembly. NCBI's taxonomy places the organism in Eukaryota, Metazoa, Chordata, Amphibia, Anura, Ranidae.
GGGCACUGGGUCAUCAGGCAUUGGAUCGUCUGGCUCGACAGCGGGCAUCGGGUCAUCAGGCAUGACAGCGGGCACUGGGUCAUCAGGCGUUGGAUCGUCUGGCUCGACAGCGGGCAUCGGGUCACCAGGCAUGACAGCGGGCACCGGGUCAUCAGGCAUGAUAGGAUCAUCAGGCUGGAUCAGUUCAUCAGGCUGGUACAGACAUCAGGCUGGGUACAGACAUCAGGCUGAAGUGCGGGUGCCGAGGCACCAGGCUGAACCACGGAAGGCAGGUUCUCAGACGGCAGGCUCACCGGUUUGGAUACUGGCAGGAUGGUAUUGGUUGGAAAGAAUUUUCGCUUUUUUCUGGUUUUAACUACUGG